AUCUGCAGCUAAAAAUGUCUCAUGAGGAGAAGCUGAAGAACUACAGGACCGCUCCGUUUGACGCUCGCUUUCCCAACACCAACCAAACCCGCAACUGUUACCAGAACUAUCUGGAUUACCAUCGAUGUAACAAAGCUCUGACGGCCAAAGACAAGGACCCGGCUCCCUGCGAGUGGUACCACCGAGUCUACAAGAGCCUCUGCCCCAUCGCCUGGGUUCAGAAAUGGGAUGAUCAGCUGGAGGCCGGAACUUUUCCCGGGAAGAUCUGAGCCGUUCGAGCGUUUCCCGUCUCCUGUCAUCAUCUCAAUGUGAAAAACUCUCAGAAGAAGCAGCUUAAAUAAAUGAACUAUCUACUGUGAA
Molecule: messenger RNA, 360 nt
Organism: Oryzias melastigma (Indian medaka)
Lineage: Eukaryota; Metazoa; Chordata; Actinopteri; Beloniformes; Adrianichthyidae
Product: cytochrome c oxidase subunit 6B1
Cellular component (GO): mitochondrion; respiratory chain complex IV
Source: RefSeq, a predicted model, not a curated record